GAGAGUGUCUGUGGCAGGGUACGUGUGUGUGAGAGUGUCUGCGGCAGGCUACGCGUGUGUGAGAGUGUCUGCGGCAGGAUGCGCUUGUGUGAGAGUGUCUGCGACAGGGUACGUGUGUGAGAGUGUCUGCGGCAGGGUACGUGUGUGUCAGAGUGUCUGCGGCAGGGUACGUGUGUGUGAGAGUGUCUGCGACAGGGUACGCGUGUGUGAGAGUGUCUGCGGCAGGGUACGCGUGUGUGAGAGUGUCUGCGGCAGGGGACGUGUGUGUGAGAGUGUCUGCGGCAGGAUACGUGUGUGUGAGAGUGUCUGCGGCAGGUUACGUGUGUGUGAGAGUGUCUGCGGCAGGAUACGCGUGUGUGAGAGUGUCUGCGACAGGGUACGUGUGUGUGAGAGUGUCUGCGGCAGGAUACGUGUGUGUGAGAAUGUCUGCGGCAGGGUACGCGUGUGUGAGAGUGUCUGCGGCAGGAUACGCGUGUGUGAGAGUGUCUGCGGCAGGGUACGCGUGUGUGAGAGUGUCUGCGGCAGGAUGCGCUUGUGUGAGAGUGUCUGCGGCAGGGUACGCGUGUGUGAGAAUGUCUGCGGCAGGGUACGUGUGUGUGAGAGUGUCUGCGGCAGGGUACGUGUGUGUGAGAGUGUCUGCGGCAGGAUGCGCUUGUGUGAGAGUGUCUGCGGCAGGGUACGUGUGUGUGAGAGUGUCUGCGGCAGGAUACGCGUGUGUGAGAGUGUCUGCGGCAGGGUACGCGUGUGUGAGAGUGUUUGCGGCAGGAUGCGCUUGUGUGAGAGUGUCUGUGACAGGGUACGUGUGUGUGAGAGUGUCUGUGGCAGGAUACGCGUGUGUGAGAGUGUCUGCGGCAGGGUACGCGUGUGUGAGAGUGUCUGCGGCAGGAUGCGCUUGUGUGAGAGUGUCUGCGGCAGGGUACGCGUGUGUGAGAAUGUCUGCGGCAGGUUACAUGUGUGUGAGAGUGUCUGUGGCAGGAUACGCGUGUGUGAGAGUGUCUGCGGCAGGGUACGUGUGUGUGAGAGUGUCUGUGACAGGGUACGUGUGUGUGAGAGUGUCUGCGACAGGGUACGCGUGUGUCAGAGUGUCUGCGGCAGGGUACGUGUGUGUGAGAGUGUCUGCGGCAGGAUACGCGUGUGUGAGAGUGUCUGCGACAGGGUACGUGUGUGUGAGAGUGUCUGCGACAGGGUACGCGUGUGUGAGAGUGUCUGCGACAGGAUGCGCUUGUGUGAGAGUGUCUGCGGCAGGGUACGCGUGUGUGAGAGUGUCUGUGGCAGGAUACGCGUGUGUGAGAGUGUCUGCGGCAGGGUACGUGUGUGUGAGAGUGUCUGUGACAGGGUACGUGUGUGUGAGAGUGUCUGCGACAGGGUACGCGUGUGUCAGAGUGUCUGCGGCAGGGUACGUGUGUGUGAGAGUGUCUGUGACAGGGUACGUGUGUGUGAGAGUGUCUGUGACAGGGUACGUGUGUGUGAGAGUGUCUGUGACAGGGUACGCGUGUGUGUGUGUCUGCGGCAGGUUACGUGUGUGUGAGAGUGUCUGUGCCUGGAUACGCGUGUGUGAGAGUGUCUGCGACAGGGUACGUGUGUGUGAGAGUGUCUGCGGCAGGAUACGCGUGUGUCAGAGUGUCUGCGGCAGGGUACGUGUGUGUGAGAGUGUCUGUGACACCCCACCCCCAGUGCAUUGGGUGACCUGCCCCACUGUUGGGGAAAGCGCCCGGCGUUUCCACCCCAACUCCACACUUUACGAGACACACACUUUACAGUUUUACUUGCAAGGGUACCCACACUCUCUGCAAUGAAAUCUACAGCAGAAUGUGUUACAAAGGGUGGUUCCCCUUGGCUCCUUUAUUUAUAGUUAGUGGGAGGCGCAAGAGUUACGCAGAAUAGGGAGGUGAGAACAAGAAGAGAAAGUUCUGGUUUUGCUAAGGUGGGAAUGCUAUUAUUAAUAUAAUCUAAAGUAUGAGGCUAGAGGAAAACAAAAUAACCGGUCAUGCUGAACAAUGCUGCAGGCAGCAUAACGUUCUCCAUGGCUUCUCCAGACCCUUUCACGUCUGUCACAUGUGCUCAGGGUGAACCUGCUCUCAUCUGUGAAAAGCGCCAGUGGCAGACCUGCAAAUUCUGGUAUUCUAUGGCAAAUGCCAAUCGAGCUCCAUGGUGCUGGGCAGUGAGCAUAGGGCCCACUAGAGGACAUUGAGCCUCAAGCCACCUUUAUGAAGUCUGUCUCUGACCAAACAAUCAGAAACAUUCACACCAGUGGCCUGCUGGAGGUCAUUUUGUAGGGCUCCAGCAGUGUUCAUCCUGUUCCUCCUUGCACAAAGGAGCAGAUACCGGUCCUGCUGAUGGGUUAAGGACCUUCUACGGCCCUGUCCAGCUCUCCUUGAGUAUCUGCCUGUCUCCUGGAAUCUCCUCCAUGCCCUUGAGACUGUGCUGGGAGACACAGCAAACCUUCUGCCAAUGGCACGUAUUGAUGCACCAUCCUGGAGGAGUUGGACUACCUGUCCAACCUCUGUAGGGUCCAGGUAUCGCCUCAUGCUACCAGUAGUGACACUGACCGUCGCCAAAUGCAAAACUAGUGAAAAAACUGUCAGAAAAGAUGAGGAGGGAAAAAUGCCAGUGGCCUCCACCUGUUAAACCAUUCCUGGUUUGGGGGUCGUCUCAUUGUUGCCCCUCUAGUUCACCUGCUGAUAAUUUCAUUAACACCAAAGCAGCUGAAACUGAUUAACAACCCCCUCCGCUACUUAACUGACCUGAUCAAUAUCCCAGAAGUUUAAUAGACUUGAUGCUAUACUCUGAUUAAAAAGUGUUCCUUACAUUUUUUUGAGCAGUGUAUAUUAAUACAUAGAUAUGAAUGGCCAUACAUACACAGACACACUUUCAUACAUAUCUGUAAUGAUUGAAACAUACAAUACAUGAAUCUAACAGAAAUGAAAAUAAUUAAUAAAAACAACAGCAAAAAAGUAAGGGGGGGGUUGAGGUAGCUUUUAUCCACAAAAUAUUUUGCUGCAAACAUCAGCAAACAUACAAACAACCCGAAUUCCAGAAAAGUUGUUUAAAUUUGAAUGAAAUGACAAUUAAAAGACUUUAAAAUCACAUGAGCCUACAUUUUAUUCACAACAGAACAUAGAUAACAUAAAUGUUCAAACUGGGAAAUGGUACACCUUUAUCCAGUAAAUGACCUUAUUUAAAAUUUGAUGCCUGCUACAUGUCCCAAAAAAGUCUGUACAGGGACAACAAAUGGCUGAAAAAGCAAGAAAGUUUAAAAAGAUUCAGCUGGGAGAACAUCUAGCAAAUAAUUAAGUUAAUUGAUAUCAGGUCUGUAACCUGAUUAGCAUUAAAAGGGCUGUCAGAGAGGCAGAGUCUCUCAGAAGUAAAGAUGGGCAGAGGCUCUCCAAUCUGUGUAAGAGUGAAUAAAAAGAUUGUGGGAUACUUUAAAAACAAUGUUCCUCAACUUGAAAUUACAAAGGAUUUGCAAAUCUCAUCAUCUAUCAAAAAAAAUUAGAGAAACUGGAGAUAUCUCUGUGCGAAAGGGACAAGGCCGAAGACCUGUAUUAGAUGUCCGUGGUCUUCGGGCCCUCAGACGACUCUGCAUCACUCAUCGGCAUGAUUGUGUCAAUGACAUUACUAAAUGGGCCCAGGAAUACUUCCAGAAAGCACAGUCGGUAAACACAAUCCGCCGUGCCAUCUGCAGAUGCCAGCUAAAGCUCUAUCAUGCAAAAAGGAAGCCAUAUCUGAACAUGGUCCAGAAGCGCCGUCGUGUCCUGUGGGCCAAGACUCAUUUGAAAUGGACUGUUUCAAAGUGGGAAAGUGUUCUGUGGUCAGACGAGUCCAAAUGUGACAUUCUUGUUGGUAAUGAAGGGCGCCGUGUCCUCCGGGCUAAAGAGGAGGGAGACCUUCCAGCGUGUUAUCAGCGUUCAGUUCAAAAGCCAGCAUCUCUGAUGGUAUGGGGGUGCAUAAGUGCAUACGGUAUGGGCAGCUUGCAUGUUUUGGAAGGAACUAUGAAUGCUGAAAGGUAUAUAAAGGUUUUAGAGAAACACAUGCUCCCCUCCAGAGGACGUCUGUUUCAGGGAAGGCCUUGUGUAUUUCAGCAGGACAAUGCAAAACCACAUACUGCAGCUAUUACAAUAGUAUGGCUUCAUCGGAGAAGAGUCCAGGUGCUGAAUUGGCUUGUCUGCAGUCCAGAUCUUUCACCUAUAGAGAACAUACAGUAAUUACCUGUGACACCCAUUGUACACUGUGAGCAGGUACACAGGCCAACAGAGCAUGCAGAUAAUUACCUGUGACACCCAUUGUACACUGUGAGCAGGUAUACAGGCCAACAGAGCAUGCAGAUAAUUAUCUGUGACACCCAUUGUACACUGUGAGCAGGUAUACAGGCCAACAGAGCAUGCAGAUAAUUAUCUGUGACACCCAUUGUACACUGUGAGCAGGUAUACAGGCCCACAGAGCAUGCAGAUAAUUAUCUGUGACACCCAUGGUGCACUGUGAGCAGGUAUACAAGCCAACAGAGCAUGCAGAUAAUUAUCUGUGACACCCAUGGUGCACUGUGAGCAGGUAUACAGGCCCACAGAGCAUGCAGAUAAUUAUCUGUGACACCCAUGGUGCACUGUGAGCAGGUAUACAGGCCCACAGAGCAUGCAGAUAAUUACCUGUGACACCCAUGGUGCACUGUGAGCAGGUAUACAGGCCCACAGAGCAUGCAGAUAAUUAUCUGUGACACCCAUGGUGCACUGUGAGCUGGUAUACAGGCCAACAGAGCAUGCAGAUAAUUAUCUGUGACACCCAUGGUGCACUGUGAGCAGGUAUACAGGCCCACAGAGCAUGCAGAUAAUUAUCUGUGACACCCAUGGUGCACUGUGAGCAGGUACAGUGGUGUGAAAAACUAUUUGAAUUUGUUAUUUUUUAACAAGGGGGCAAUUACUACUUCACACAUGGCAAUGUAGGUUUGGAUUUUUUUUCUCCCUAAAUAAUAAAAAACAUCAUUUAAAAACUGCAUUUUGUGUUUACUUGUGUUACAUUUGACUAAUAGAAACAUUUUGUGUGACAAACAUGCAAAAGAAUAAGAAAUCAGGAAAAUAAGCAAAUAGGCACACCACUGUAUACAGGCCCACAGAGCAUGCAGAUAAUUAUCUGUGAGCCAUUUUUGCACCUAAUGAUGUAAUCAUGGUUUUAGUAUGGGUAUGCUGAGCAGUAUUGACUAAAUUAAAUAAUCUAUGGAUGUUGUCUGAGGCAUGUCUGGUCUUGAUGAAGUCUGUCUGAUAAUGAUGGAUUAUAGUAGGAAUGACUGUGUCUGUAACUGAGUGGCAAGAGCUUUUGCAAUGAUUUUCAAGUCUGUAUUCAUGAGUGAGAGUGGCGGGUAACUGGAGGGUUGUGUUGGCUCUUUAUCAGGUCUCAAUAAGACUGUAAUGGUCACUGUGCUCAUACGUGAUGGGAUUUGUGAUGUAUGUUUAAUUCCUCUUACCAGUCUAUUGAAGAGUGAAGAUAAUAUGUCCCAAAAAUGUGUAUAGAUUUCUGCAGGGUACCCAUCCGGUCUGGCGAUUGGUUGUUAAGCAUUUGGUGGAGCACCUUAUGGAGUUCUUCUGAUGUUAAUGGUGCAUCAAGCAGAG
Brienomyrus brachyistius is the source of this 5600-nucleotide messenger RNA. RefSeq names its product keratin-associated protein 4-9-like. NCBI's taxonomy places the organism in Eukaryota, Metazoa, Chordata, Actinopteri, Osteoglossiformes, Mormyridae. The record is from RefSeq and is a predicted model, not a curated record. The transcript has 5 exons. Bases 527 to 1528 code for a protein of 333 amino acids. Gene Ontology annotation, cellular component: keratin filament.